This is a messenger RNA of Pongo pygmaeus (Bornean orangutan), 9539 nucleotides long. It is a transcript of the gene COL14A1, whose product is annotated as collagen type XIV alpha 1 chain. The record is from RefSeq and is a predicted model, not a curated record. Gene Ontology annotation, molecular function: protein binding. Gene Ontology annotation, cellular component: interstitial matrix. Bases 1651 to 7101 code for a protein of 1816 amino acids. NCBI's taxonomy places the organism in Eukaryota, Metazoa, Chordata, Mammalia, Primates, Hominidae. The transcript is spliced from 47 exons.
AGAGAAUUGCGUUCAGUGAAGCGCGGAAGCCGAAUGGCGCCUUGCUACGGCCGCGCCCUGUGGCUGAACUUAGGCCAAUUCCGAGCGAGACCGAGAAACGCGGGGCGGCGGUGGGGGCUGGAAGGGGUCUUCCACUCACUCCAGCCGCAGGACCCCUGCUGCAGCUCGGAGCACGCGCAGCAAUGCAAAUAACACAUUCGAGGAGAGCAGAGGAGGUGGCUAGCCGCAGCUUGGACAGUUGAAACGUCGGAGGGACUACCUUGCAAAUCACAGCCCUUCUAUCAGGAUUCUCAGCUGGGCAUGAUGGAGGCAAAUUUGGAAACCUAAGAGUACCACUUGCCUUCCUCUCUCAUUGCUGCAUCACCAGCCUUUGGUGGUGGUGAAAUAUUCUUUUCAGUUUUCCAAAGCAAGAAAGUAUUUUCUCACAAAAUAGGGUUUUGCUGAAUUCUCAGUUUCCACCCACCUUCCGCCUAACAUUUGUAAAGAAUCGGGCAUGCAGGGUGGGGCCUAUGGGUCAAAAAUAAGUAAAGGUGUUGACUCUUCUAGAGGGCCCACCCAGCAAGUGAGCGCGCGGGACCGAGUCUCCGGAGAGCCAGCGCGGGGCCCUGGUGGCCUGCUGUUCUUCACAUCUCAGGGCAGAGCCUCUCAAAGAGUGGCCUGCAAGGAUCUGAACCACCAGGGGGUGUGAUAAUUGCAGAGUCCCUGGCCUUACCUCAGGCUCCUUAAACCAGAAUCUCUGCGGGUGGGGAAUCGGCAGGUUAUGAGGUACAACCACACGAAAUUGCCUAAAUUCGUCCUUUUGUAACCUACAAAAAUGUCCAUUUCGAUACCUCCAGCUGAUUCCCCUGCACCUUAAAGUUUGAGCAUCGCUGCUUUGGCGUUUUAGAGCCCUUGGACUUGUUCACAAGAGGAAGAGGGAGAAGAGGAGGCUCGAAGGGGGCCUUUAUAGUGGAUACCUGUUUCACUCGGAGCGCAGGGUCUUUGACGCGGGAAGGCAAAGUCUGUCUUUUGGAAAUGGGGAAGUGGGCACACAGCACCUGAGAACAGGAGGGCUCGAGACCUCCCAAAGCGAGCAGGGGGCCUGGUUUGGGAGCUUGCAGUAGCUUCUACCCCAGUGGAAGGGAAAAAGCCUGGCUCGCUCUCGGCGCGCCACACCCGGCUGCCGCGCGCACCUGGGGGGACCGCCAGGUUCGGGGUAGGCGAGCGCGUGAGCGGCACGGGGCUGGCUUCUCCACAUCUCCCGUAGGGCGGGGAUGGGGGAGAGGAGGAGGAGAGAAAGUGGGGGCGUUAUGGGCUUAGGCCUGCCUCCCACCUCCCCACCUCCCGCCUCCGCGGCCACCCUCCGCUCUAUAAUUGGCUGCCGGCGGGCCUUCCUUUCCUCUUAUCUGAUCCUGGGCUCCCAGCUGGAGAGGCGGAGGCAGCUCCAGGAGGCUGGGAGUGGAAGCGCAGCGGGAGGAGAGGGAGAGAGAAAGAAACAGAGGCUAAUUAAAAAAGGAUACUCCGAGGGAACAGAGCAAGGGCGGUGCGCCGCCAAGGACCAACUGGCGGCGGAGCUUCGAUCUUCCCUAGGCGCGGAGAGCUCCCAACCUGGGCUGGAACCUUGCCCAGCACAGGUGGCUGCUACACCCCAUGUAAAAAGCAGAAAAUAAAAUGAAGAUUUUCCAGCGCAAGAUGCGGUACUGGUUGCUUCCACCUUUUUUGGCAAUUGUUUAUUUCUGCACCAUCGUCCAAGGUCAAGUGGCUCCACCCACAAGGUUAAGAUAUAAUGUAAUAUCUCAUGACAGUAUACAGAUUUCAUGGAAGGCUCCAAGAGGGAAAUUUGGUGGUUACAAACUUCUUGUGACUCCAGCUUCAGGUGGAAAAACUAACCAGCUGAAUCUCCAGAACACUGCAACUAAAGCAAUUAUUCAAGGGCUUAUGCCAGACCAGAAUUACACAGUUCAAAUUAUUGCAUACAAUAAAGAUAAAGAAAGCAAGCCAGCUCAAGGCCAAUUCAGAAUUAAAGAUUUAGAAAAAAGAAAGGACCCAAAGCCCAGAGUCAAAGUUGUGGACAGAGGAAAUGGGAGUAGACCAUCAUCACCAGAAGAAGUGAAAUUUGUCUGUCAAACUCCAGCAAUUGCUGACAUUGUAAUCCUGGUCGAUGGUUCAUGGAGUAUUGGAAGAUUCAACUUCAGACUGGUUCGGCUUUUCUUGGAAAACCUGGUUACAGCAUUUGAUGUGGGCUCAGAGAAGACACGAAUUGGUCUCGCACAGUAUAGUGGUGACCCCAGAAUAGAAUGGCACUUGAAUGCAUUUAGCACAAAAGAUGAAGUGAUUGAAGCUGUCCGAAACCUCCCAUAUAAAGGAGGAAAUACACUAACAGGUCUUGCUUUGAACUACAUUUUUGAAAAUAGCUUCAAACCAGAAGCAGGAUCAAGGACUGGAGUAUCCAAAAUUGGCAUUUUAAUCACAGAUGGAAAAUCCCAAGAUGACAUUAUUCCACCAUCUAGAAACCUUCGUGAGUCUGGUGUAGAACUGUUUGCCAUAGGGGUGAAAAACGCGGAUGUGAAUGAGCUGCAGGAGAUCGCCUCCGAACCGGACAGCACUCAUGUGUACAAUGUUGCCGAAUUCGAUCUGAUGCACACAGUUGUGGAGAGUCUGACCAGGACCCUCUGCUCUAGAGUGGAAGAACAGGACAGAGAAAUUAAAGCCUCAGCCCAUGCCAUCACUGGGCCGCCUACGGAGUUGAUUACUUCUGAAGUCACUGCCAGAAGCUUUAUGGUUAACUGGACUCACGCCCCAGGAAAUGUGGAAAAAUACAGAGUUGUGUAUUAUCCUACCAGGGGUGGAAAACCAGACGAGGUGGUGGUAGAUGGAAGUGUAUCUUCCACAGUGUUGAAAAACUUGAUGUCUUUAACUGAGUAUCAGAUAGCAGUCUUUGCAAUCUACGCCCACACUGCUAGUGAAGGCCUACGGGGAACUGAAACCACACUUGCUUUACCCAUGGCUUCUGAGCUUCUACUGUACGAUGUGACUGAGAACAGCAUGCGAGUCAAAUGGGAUGCAGUGCCUGGGGCCUCAGGUUACCUGAUCCUUUAUGCUCCUCUAACAGAGGGCCUGGCUGGGGAUGAAAAAGAGAUGAAAAUUGGAGAGACCCACACGGAUAUUGAAUUGAGUGGGUUGUUGCCCAAUACAGAAUACACAGUCACAGUUUAUGCCAUGUUUGGAGAAGAGGCCAGUGACCCUGUUACGGGACAAGAAACAACAUUGGCUUUAAGUCCACCAAGAAACCUGAGAAUCUCCAAUGUUGGCUCUAACAGUGCUCGAUUAACCUGGGACCCAACUUCAAGACAGAUCAAUGGUUAUCGAAUUGUAUAUAACAAUGCAGAUGGGACUGAAAUCAAUGAGGUUGAAGUCGAUCCUAUUACUACCUUCCCUCUGAAGGGCUUGACACCUCUCACAGAGUAUACUAUUGCUAUUUUCUCCAUCUAUGAUGAAGGACAGUCAGAGCCUCUGACUGGAGUUUUUACCACCGAGGAAGUUCCAGCCCAGCAAUACUUAGAAAUUGAUGAGGUGACGACAGACAGUUUUAGGGUGACCUGGCAUCCCCUCUCAGCUGAUGAAGGGCUACACAAAUUGAUGUGGAUUCCAGUCUAUGGGGGGAAGACCGAGGAGGUUGUCCUGAAAGAAGAGCAGGACUCACAUGUUAUUGAAGGCCUGGAGCCCGGUACGGAAUAUGAAGUUUCACUAUUGGCCGUACUUGAUGAUGGAAGCGAGAGUGAGGUGGUGACUGCUGUCGGGACCACACUUGACAGUUUUUGGACAGAACCAGCUACAACCAUAGUGCCUACCACACCUGUGACUUCAGUUUUCCAGACGGGAAUCAGAAACCUAGUUGUAGGUGAUGAAACCACUUCUAGCCUGCGGGUAAAAUGGGACAUUUCUGACAGCGAUGUGCAGCAGUUUAGGGUGACCUACAUGACAGCUCAAGGGGACCCUGAGGAAGAAGUCGUAGGAACGGUUAUGGUGCCUGGAAGCCAGAACAUACUCCUUCUGAAGCCUCUGCUUCCUGAUACUGAAUACAAAGUCACAGUGACUCCCAUCUACACGGAUGGAGAAGGCGUCAGCGUCUCCGCUCCUGGAAAAACCUUGCCAUCCUCGGGGCCCCAGAACUUGCGGGUGUCCGAGGAAUGGUAUAACCGGUUGCGCAUUACGUGGGACCCCCCAUCUUCCCCGGUGAAAGGCUAUAGAAUUGUCUACAAACCUGUCAGUGUUCUUGGUCCAACACUGGAAACGUUUGUGGGAGCUGACAUUAACACCAUUCUUAUCACAAACCUCCUCAGCGGAAUGGACUACAAUGUGAAGAUAUUUGCCUCCCAGGCCUCAGGCUUCAGCGACGCCCUGACAGGCAUGGUGAAAACAUUGUUCUUGGGUGUUACCAAUCUCCAAGCCAAACACGUUGAAAUGACCAGCUUGUGUGCCCACUGGCAGGUACAUCGCCAUGCCACAGCCUAUAGGGUCGUCAUAGAAUCCCUCCAGGAUAGGCAAAAGCAAGAAUCCACUGUGGGUGGAGGGACAACCAGGCAUUGUUUCUAUGGACUUCAGCCUGAUUCUGAAUAUAAAAUCAGUGUUUAUACAAAGCUCCAGGAGAUUGAAGGACCUAGUGUGAGCAUAAUGGAAAAAACACAUUCACUUCCUACACAACCACCAACUUUUCCUCCAACCAUUCCACCAGCAAAAGAAGUAUGUAAGGCGGCCAAGGCUGACCUGGUGUUUAUGGUGGAUGGAUCCUGGAGCAUUGGAGAUGAAAAUUUCAAUAAGAUCAUCAGCUUUCUAUACAGCACUGUUGGAGCCCUGAACAAGAUUGGCACAGAUGGAACCCAAGUUGCAAUGGUUCAGUUCACUGAUGACCCCAGAACAGAAUUUAAACUAAAUGCUUACAAAACCAAAGAGACUCUUCUUGAUGCAAUUAAGCACAUUUCAUACAAAGGAGGAAAUACAAAAACAGGAAAAGCAAUUAAGUAUGUUCGAGAUACCUUGUUCACUGCAGAGUCAGGUACAAGAAGGGGCAUCCCAAAGGUUAUUGUGGUUAUAACUGAUGGAAGAUCACAAGAUGAUGUGAACAAAAUCUCCAGGGAGAUGCAAUUAGAUGGCUAUAGCAUUUUUGCAAUUGGUGUGGCCGAUGCAGAUUACUCAGAGUUGGUUAGCAUUGGCAGUAAGCCCAGCGCACGCCAUGUCUUCUUUGUGGAUGACUUUGAUGCCUUUAAGAAAAUCGAAGAUGAGUUAAUUACUUUUGUCUGCGAAACUGCAUCAGCAACCUGUCCAAUGGUACACAAGGAUGGCAUUGAUCUUGCAGGAUUUAAGAUGAUGGAAAUGUUUGGUUUGGUUGAAAAAGAUUUUUCAUCAGUGGAAGGGGUUUCUAUGGAGCCUGGUACCUUCAAUGUGUUUCCAUGUUACCAACUCCAUAAAGAUGCCCUUGUUUCCCAGCCAACCAGGUACUUGCACCCGGAAGGAUUGCCCUCCGACUACACAAUCAGCUUUCUAUUCCGGAUUCUUCCUGACACUCCACAGGAGCCAUUUGCUCUUUGGGAGAUUUUAAAUAAAAAUUCUGACCCAUUGGUUGGGGUUAUUUUAGACAAUGGUGGGAAAACUCUAACAUAUUUCAACUAUGACCAGAGUGGGGAUUUUCAAACUGUUACUUUCGAAGGACCUGAAAUUAGGAAAAUUUUUUAUGGAAGCUUUCACAAGCUACACAUUGUUGUCAGUGAGACUUUGGUCAAAGUGGUUAUUGACUGCAAGCAAGUGGGUGAGAAGGCAAUGAAUGCAUCAGCUAAUAUCACAUCAGAUGGUGUAGAAGUACUAGGGAAAAUGGUUCGAUCAAGAGGACCAGGUGGAAACUCUGCACCGUUCCAGUUACAGAUGUUUGAUAUUGUUUGCUCCACAUCAUGGGCCAAUACAGACAAAUGCUGUGAACUUCCAGGCCUGAGGGAUGCUGAGUCUUGCCCAGACCUUCCCCAUUCCUGCUCCUGUUCUGAAACCAAUGAAGUGGCUCUGGGACCAGCGGGCCCACCAGGUGGUCCGGGACUCCGAGGACCAAAGGGCCAGCAAGGUGAACCGGGUCCAAAGGGACCAGAUGGCCCUCGGGGGGAACUUGGUCUGCCAGGACCUCAGGGUCCACCUGGACCCCAAGGACCAAGUGGUCUGUCCAUUCAAGGAAUGCCCGGAAUGCCAGGUGAAAAAGGAGAGAAAGGAGAUACCGGCCUUCCGGGUCCACAGGGUAUCCCAGGAGGCGUUGGUUCACCAGGACGUGAUGGCUCACCAGGCCAGAGGGGCCUUCCAGGAAAGGAUGGAUCCUCGGGACCUCCAGGACCACCAGGGCCAAUAGGCAUUCCUGGCGCCCCUGGAGUCCCAGGGAUCACAGGAAGCAUGGGACCACAAGGCGCCCUGGGACCACCCGGUGUCCCUGGAGCAAAGGGGGAACGAGGAGAGCGGGGUGACCUGCAGUCUCAAGCCAUGGUGAGAUCAGUGGCGCGUCAAGUAUGCGAACAGCUCAUCCAGAGUCACAUGGCCAGGUACACUGCCAUCCUCAACCAGAUUCCCAGCCACUCCUCAUCCAUCCGGACUGUCCAAGGGCCUCCUGGGGAGCCUGGGAGGCCAGGCUCACCUGGAGCCCCUGGUGAACAAGGACCCCCAGGCACACCAGGCUUCCCCGGAAAUGCAGGCGUGCCAGGGACCCCAGGAGAACGAGGUCUAACUGGUAUCAAAGGAGAAAAAGGAAAUCCAGGCGUUGGAACCCAAGGUCCAAGAGGCCCCCCUGGACCAGCAGGACCUUCAGGGGAGAGUCGGCCUGGCAGCCCUGGGCCCCCUGGCUCUCCUGGACCAAGAGGCCCACCAGGUCAUCUGGGGGUUCCUGGACCCCAAGGUCCUUCUGGCCAGCCUGGAUAUUGUGACCCCUCGUCAUGUUCUGCCUAUGGUGUGAGAGGUAAGUGUCACAAAAAGCCCCUCUUGUGGGCUUUGAUCAAUGUUUUACUAUGCUUAGUACCAAAAUGGGAAGAUAGUGCUAUGAAAAAAGUUAAAUUGGUUAUGAAUGGGAAGCAGAGCUUGAAUGCCUCACUUCCUUAAAUUAUCCUGAGACAUUUUCUAUAAAGUGCAAAUUGCUAUAGAGGCUACUCCCUUAAAAACCUUAAGAGCAAAUUCAAAAUAACAGCACAUCUAAAUCUUCCUUGCUUCCCAAUGAUGACCUACAUAGACUUGGCCUCUGACUUCAUAUUUAGCACAUUUGGAGGACAUGGUUGAACAUUCUUUUGGAGUCUCCAUUCUUAUGUGACAGCUGUGAUGUGGCCAAGACAUCCCAUAAAAUUUUACUCUUGGUUUGGGGAAAUGUCAAACUUAGAACUUCUCCCGUAAUUAAGAGGGCUCCUUAGAUUAUUUUCAAUGAAAUCAUGCAUACCACUUGCAUUUAGGUGCAUUUAAGCACCACAACACCAAGGAUAGUUGUGAUCAGAAACAAAAAUCAUGCUGUCCUUGCCUUGUCACUAGCUACUGGACUAAAAGAAUAUGCUUCCUAAAACAUCUGCAGUGUGCAUGCUGGCGUGCUGUGCAAUGGCCCCUUUUCUGACAUAGUCAUUCUUGGAAGCAUCAAGAGAGAGGCUGAGGGACUGCUGUGGGGCCAUGAACUUACUAGUUAAUGGAUUUAAAAUUUUCUGCUUCAGUAGAAAUUUAACCUUAGUUAUCACAGGAAUUGGUCAACAAAGUUUCGCUGAUGUGUUUUUCUCUGUUCAUCUUUUCCCUCCCUAUUCUCUCAAAUACUCCUAUCCUUUAUUAAGAUCUGAUCCCCUACAAUGAUUACCAGCACUGAAGUGGAAAUCCUCCACUCUGGUUAUAUUGGCCCCGGAUAUUUGGCUGUGGAUACAGAACUGUCCUGUCAACCACCACCACCAAGCCCCUGCCCCUAACAAUGGACACCCUGCUUCCCUGCUUCUUCUGCAUCGCUGCUUUCCCACUUUCAAACCUCUUGCCCACUCUGCUCCAAACAUGAUGGAGUGAUAACAUUGGAACUUAACCAAAUCAUAUAUGUCUAUUUCAAUAGACACUGACUGCUCCAUGUCAGCCUGGAUAGAGGUAUAUGAUUGUGUGCCAAGAAUUUAUCCCAGACUCCCCUGUGUGACAGCUCCGUAAUAAAGUUACUUAACUGUCCCUCUUCCUCCUUCCUCUCCCCACACAGGAUGGAUGGGCAUCUUUCUCCUUGAACACCCUACUCUCCCUACCUCCCCUGAUCACCUCCCCUCCCUGCUCUCCCUUCCUCCCCUGAUCACCUCCCCUCCCUGCUCUCCCCUGGUGAUGGACUUCUAACAUGAGAUGGAUUUUUAAAAUUUCUAUUUCUUUUAUAAUUUUGCUGAGUUUUCAGGGUUUCUUCUGUAAAUAAAACAUAUAAUAUUUAAAUGGUUGGCUAUGAUUCUAGUUUUCUAACAAUUUCUGUAAUGUAUCUUUCCCUUCGUCUGUUUACUAACUGUCUGAAACCUUAUGGGGAAGGUAAAAGGGGCGUGGUGGGUUAGGAUAUCCACUGCUUUUUACCCAGCAGGAUAUCUCUGUGUCUCUAAGGGCCCAGGUGAGGGGAGAAUAUCAAUUUAUGAUUCCUGGGUGCAGCAAGUCCCCACCCCCACUUUUGCUCUUUAGCUCCCCAUCCAGAUCAGCCAGAGUUCACCCCUGUCCAAGAUGAACUGGAAGCCAUGGAACUGUGGGGCCCUGGGGUCUGAUAGCCUCAGGAGAAAUUUGAAGACCAACUGCAAGAACUCUUAAGGAAUCUUGUUUGAGAAAAUGUUGUUAUGUGGUUUGUAUGCUACUUUUGGGGGGGAUGGGGCUCAUUUCAGCGGCCUAAAUCUCCUCCUUGGAUAAUGUUAAUAUUAUUGUUAUUAUUAACAAAAAAUAUAUAUUUUUAAAAAGUUCCCUUAAUCUAUGACAUGGUAGCAAUGAUUUCCCUUUGGUGUUUUAAUGGCAUGUCAGAUAAUUUGUUUUUCCAGAGAAGAGAGCUGAAAGAGGAAUCGGGAAAAUAAAUUGAACUCUGGAAUCUUCUCUCUCAAGUCCUAAAAUGAACAAACAGAUAUGAUUGUGUUUGAGGGAAAUAUGUCCCCAGCAGGAAAAGAAUUCAAAGAGGUUCAAAGAAUAUGUCACUUACUCCUACUUGCUGUGGGAAUAACCUUGCUGAUAAGAAAAAAAGGGACAUUAUUGGAGAAACUACCUCUUGUUUAAUUGAUCUGUCCAACUCUGAGAUCACUUGGUAACUGGUUUCAUGUGUAUCCAAAAAUCAGCAUUUGGAUUUAAGCUUUCUGAAUUUGGUAGUUUAAGAAACAGAUUUAGUUUUUCAGUGGUUUUAACUCAUGUGAAAUAAUAACUUUCCACCAGCUCUGAUGCAAAGAGAUAUAAUUUUAAUGAACGAUGUAUCCAGCAGUGUGUUCCAGGGGUUGCCUCUCCUUAUCUACAGGGAUUACUUUGUACAUGCAGAUAAGUUUUCACAAACCUAUUUCUACUUUCUUUUGUAAGCAAAUAAAACUUUAAAACAA